Photinus pyralis (common eastern firefly) is the source of this 1922-nucleotide messenger RNA. RefSeq names its product 5-hydroxytryptamine receptor 1A-like. Gene Ontology annotation, molecular function: G protein-coupled receptor activity. Bases 423 to 1673 code for a protein of 416 amino acids. Gene Ontology annotation, biological process: G protein-coupled adenosine receptor signaling pathway; adenylate cyclase-activating G protein-coupled receptor signaling pathway. Lineage: Eukaryota; Metazoa; Arthropoda; Insecta; Coleoptera; Lampyridae. The record is from RefSeq and is a predicted model, not a curated record. The transcript has 5 exons. Gene Ontology annotation, cellular component: membrane.
UAUAUAAUAUGAGUAAUAUCGUAAAUUUAUCUGCAAUCACCAAUAACACCUCGAGUGUCAUAAAAUUAACUGUAAUAUCGGGAUAGCGACAUUUUUCCAAAAAAUUCAGCACAGUGGUAGUACGUAUUUUUGAUUAGGGUUUGAGCCAUAAUAGAUACAUAGGUAAGGUACUAUUGUGUGUAAGGGAUGAGGUUAAAUCGACAAAACUGCGAAAAUGUUUAAGUGCAUAAAUUACCGUAAACCGAGAAAGAUAUGCAAAUUAAGUGGACAUUCGAUGUGACUCAUCCUCUGUUAUUAAAAAAGUACCGUGCUUUAAACUAAUCAGGAAGCCACAUGAUAACUAUAAGCGAUUAAGAAUUCGGAAAUGCUUCUAUCAAAACAUAGUGUGAUUGUCAACUGCAGUGCGAACAAAUAAACUCAAAAUGGAAUAUUCCACAGAAAUGGUACAGAGCGACUAUUCUUUUGAUUUUGAAUCAACCACCCAGCAGAUACUCGCCCGUACGAUUCCAGGUGAAAAUCAAACGCCUACAAGUCAUAAAGCUCCAUUGAUACUCUACGAUGUGCUAAUUCCGACGCUGGGGACUUUGAUAAUUCUUCUCAAUUUUGCCGUGGUUUUGUCAAGCGGAUUAAUUUUGAAGAGAGGUCAACAGCCAAGGUCAACGUAUAUGUUUUUGGGAAAUGUGGCACUCACCGAUAUGGUUACAGGGGUGGCAGUUAUAUUUGGUCAAGUUUUUCCAAAGCAAUAUCGCAAUCACUACGUAUGUGCGACUCAAUUAGGUAUGAUUGUUUCAAGUACUUUGGCAUCAGUAUAUUCAGUUGGUCUAAUUGCGAUUGAUCGCUAUUUAUACAUACUUCAUGGGCUCCAGUAUCAAAUAUGGGUGUAUCCAACGAGAGUUAAAGUAUUCAUUCUAACAUCUUGGUUUGUUGGUUGUGUGAUUGGUUUCCUUCCGUUAAUGGGGUGGUAUGGCGAUACAGACAACGGAAGAGUGUGCUGGUUUAUAUUGAUGGCACCUAAAGAACUCAUUUUACUGACGGUCGUAAUAGGCAUAAUUCCUCUCGUAACAGUUAUAGUGUUGUACUCCAUAAUUCUCUAUCGCGCUUUAAAAAAGAUUGUACAAUUAAGCGAGACCGACGCGGAAACUGAAGCUAAAGUGGCAGGUCAAAGUCUGCGAAUAUUUCGCGGUAAGGGUACCGUUUCCGAAGACCCAAUUUUGGAUCAAACACAGUCAGCAAAGCAGAGCAAAAUCCCCAAACCGCCCAGCAAAUGGAAGGCGAUUAAGGUAGUCGUUUUCACAACGAGUAGCUUUAUCAUUACGUGGUGUCCAUAUUUCGUCGCAAGCUUAUGGUACGCGUAUGAAUGUUACGAUGUACAAACUGCUCGCUGCAAAACGUUGAGAAUUUUGGUAGCCAGUCCUCUCGCGAUAUUGGGUUUUGUGAAUAGCUUGGUUAAUCCGGUUAUAUACGCAUGGUGGCAUAAGGGUUUUAGAAAGUUUGUAAAGAGGAAGUUCAAUCGACUCCGAAUGAUCAGGAGAGAAACUCGAGAAAUCACUUCUACUGCACGAACAGGGGCGACGAAUAGAUCGGUGCUUGGCAGUAAAUCGUCUUCUUCAAGUAACGUAUCUUCCAUGCCGACUGCAUCGUACACUACAACUGUAUCUGAGACAAUGGAUUGAUACCGAUAACUACGCCAUCUACCUACAUCUAUUUUAUAAAUAGGGAAACAGAAUAAUUGUGGCAAUCUUAUUAUUUAUAUUAAAAAUAAUAAUAAUAUGCUUUAUUUUUUUCAGAUCAGUAAUGAUAUAAAUAGUAACAAUAGUUUGUAAUUACCUACAUAUUUAAGAAAUCUUUGUAAAAUUUAAGGUGAUAAAAAUUAUAAAUUUUUGUUUAAAAUAAUAACGUUGAGAGGUAUAAUUUCGAUAAUA